UAAAGGGGGAUGCAUGCAAAGAGCAAUUUUUGAUGAAUGUUUUCAUUUAUUUUUUUUUCUGAGGUUAUCAUAAAAAGUGAAGUAUGAAUCAAUUUCUAAAGGUUACUAUCAAGACUAUUUCAUUGCUUUUAGGAACAACAUUCUCUUUUGGAUAUGAUGAUCUGUCCUAUUUGAAAAAUACAUCCCUAACCCCGACUUGGUCGUGUCUCUCGAUUCAACAGUGUAAAUUUUUCGCAGCUACUAACGCAUUAGAUAGCAAUAAGAGUACUUGCGCAAGGGCUGGAAUGAUAGGCCAUUUUACCCCAGAUAAGGAAGUGACGUGGUACGUGGAUCUUGGUGUAAUCUACAGUGUUUACAGCAUAUCCAUCCAGUUUAAAGACUAUGGUCCUGCUUACGGUAUUUUUUACGCUCCAAAGUAUAGUUUAACCUACUUAAAACGGAAGUUCUAGCAAAUAAAUAAAUGUAACAAGUGACAAAUUCUUUUACUAUUAAGCAAUAUUUU
Molecule: messenger RNA, 502 nt
Organism: Saccostrea cuccullata (small rock oyster)
Lineage: Eukaryota; Metazoa; Mollusca; Bivalvia; Ostreida; Ostreidae
Exons: 2
Coding region: 84-449 (121 amino acids)
Source: RefSeq, a predicted model, not a curated record